CCAACUUCCGUGCUACGACCCACUCACUGCUGCAUACUUAACUCGAGCCCAAGGGAGAUAAAGCGAGCAUACUUGCAAGUUUUUAAUUCGUGGUUUGGCUGAUCUUGCAUAGAACGAGAGAAGUUAGCUUCUGGCAAUGGCCGAAUUCGACGAUACUGAUCGAAACUCUGAACAUGCCGCUGCCGCGACAUUUCGCUGUGUGGAUGAUAUACUAGAUGAUCCUCCAUUGACCUACGAGCAAUGGAAGCUGAGGGAAAAGAUAAGAAUGGUUGAAGCGAUCAACUCGGGUCGCUUGCCUCUGUACGACGAACCGGAAUUGCCCCCGUCCUCAACAGAGACCACCGUCCCGACUGAGCAGCCACAGGGCGAGGACCAGGACUUCGAGCCCUAUACGUUCUUCGUCUACGGGACGUUGAUGGAUCCGGAAGUGCUGACGGCAGUGGCUGGUCUGGACGGCGAGCCCCAGCUGCAGGACGCCUGGAUUGAGGGCUUCGCGAUGAAGAUGUGGAACGGCAUUUACCCCGUCCUCGUGCCCAGCGACAGCGCCCAUGCCCUCAUUAAAGGCAAAGUGUGGCAGGCUACCACUGUACUGCAGUGCCUGCGACUUCAGCGGUACGAAACGUCGGCGUACGAGCCCGUCGACUGCCUGGUUCACAUUGGCGACAAUACGCCGAUCAAGGGCUUAGUCUUCCAAUGGGCGAAAGAACCGACCAGCAGUGAGCUCAUGGAGGGGACCUUUGACCUGGAACACUGGCAAAAGACUCACAAACGCCCCAUGUGGUGAUGGAUAGGGUACUAGAACGGGAUAAAGACCCGGGGUGCGCGGUUUACGCAUGGCAUUAUUGUUGUUGGAUGUAUCGCUUGCAUUUCGUCCGGCUGGAAACGGCUGACUCUGCUGCCAGACCUAAGCGGGAUGGCUGGGGCCUAGGAUGGGGGAGCAAUAGACGGUUUUCGGAGCGCCUCAAACUUUCAGACAUAGAGUGACGUAAAGAGCGUUUCCUCUCCUCGCAUUUACCACCGAAUACGAGUGUGGGCAGGACAGUUCGACAUGCAUGGUGCGGCUGUGGCUUAAUAAACCUUUUAACUGAUCUUUGUGUGUACUGUAUAGAUAUUAACGAUCCAAGUGUUCCCGCCCUCAUUCAGAGAAGUAUAUUACGGGUAGAGGUGUUUGA
Molecule: messenger RNA, 1172 nt
Organism: Chaetomium strumarium
Lineage: Eukaryota; Fungi; Ascomycota; Sordariomycetes; Sordariales; Chaetomiaceae
Exons: 2
Coding region: 137-784 (215 amino acids)
Source: RefSeq, a predicted model, not a curated record